Nasonia vitripennis (jewel wasp) is the source of this 1294-nucleotide messenger RNA. RefSeq names its product juvenile hormone acid O-methyltransferase. Lineage: Eukaryota; Metazoa; Arthropoda; Insecta; Hymenoptera; Pteromalidae. The record is from RefSeq and is a predicted model, not a curated record. Bases 108 to 968 code for a protein of 286 amino acids. Gene Ontology annotation, molecular function: S-adenosylmethionine-dependent methyltransferase activity. The transcript has 5 exons.
UCAAUCGAACUUUGGUCGUUCAACUACUUAUUCGGAUCACUGGUGAAUCCUCUCACCUUGUUGAAUAAUUUAGAUUGUCUCGUGGCAUAAUCUCGGGAUAUUUCAAGAUGGAUCAAGUCGAGACUUAUCUGAAAGCGCACAGAAUGCAAAAGAAGGACCUGCAGUACAUGUUCGAUGAAUUUAGUGAAGAGAUCGCUAAAAUGCGUGGCAGGUGCGCCGAUCUUGGUUGUGGGCUAGGUAUAAGCUCCGAGCUUUUGUUGAAGAUGUUGCCGGAGCAUUCCACCGUCGUCGGAGUCGACAUAUCGGAGCCCAUGAUCAAAUACGCUGCAGCGAAGUACUCCGAUCAACCACGUCUUUCUUUCAUCCAACUUGACAUAGCUACGAAGACACUUCCGCCACAGCUUCUCGGUGCCUUUGACAACGUAGUAUCAACCAUGUGCAUUCAUUGGUGUCACGAUUAUAAACAAGUCUUUGAAAACAUCUUCAAGCUAUUGCGGCCAGGAGGAAAAGCCUUAGUAUUAUUCUUAGCUAAGCAUCCGGUGUUCCCCGUUUACUCGAGAUUACAGGCAUAUAAAGAAUACGAGACUUUAAUGAAUGAUUUUUCACAAUACAUAACUUUCCUGCAAGAUGACGAGCACCCGGAAAUAACAACAAAGAAAAUACUGGAGAAGUCUGGAUUUCAAGUCCUACACUGCAGUCAUCGAGAAAGAACGUAUGUUUUCGAAAAUUGGGAUGAGAUACAAAGAUAUGCGAUUGCUGUAAAUCCCUUCCUCAAACGGAUAACGAACGAGAACGAGGAGAAAAAAUACAAGGACGAUCUGGCGCGCGAAUUACGCAAUACCGAGCACGCUUUUCUAAAUGAGAUAGACGGGAAAGAAAGAACGGAGAAACGAAUAUUGAGCGUCUACCGUUUGCUCAUAGCUUACUUUAAAAAGCCAACAUUGAUCGACGUUUGUAAGAUUCAAUGACUGUAAAUUUGUCAAAGCGUCUAUUUUGUUACAUGCAAGCUGCAUUUAAAAUUUUAACAGUCGUAAAUUUGUUUUAAUAAGUCAAGUCGAAGCGACUUUUUUUACUUGCAAGUGACUAAUCAUAUUGAUUGCAAUAAUUUGUAGUUUUAAAUUAAAUAAUUGUAAAUUUGUUUCAAUGAGUCAAAGUGCCCCAAUAUCAGAGUGUAUUACUGGCAAGUUAUUAAUCGUAUUAAUUGUUAAUUUAUUAUUUUUAUACAAAGUCAAAGCGUUCUAUUCUACAUUCUUACUUGUUGAAUCAUCGUUCCAAUAAACAAAGUCGAAGCGUC